This is a messenger RNA of Sporothrix brasiliensis 5110, 216 nucleotides long. RefSeq names its product TFIIH basal transcription factor complex TTD-A subunit. Lineage: Eukaryota; Fungi; Ascomycota; Sordariomycetes; Ophiostomatales; Ophiostomataceae. Gene Ontology annotation, biological process: transcription by RNA polymerase II; nucleotide-excision repair, preincision complex assembly; nucleotide-excision repair. The transcript has 2 exons. The record is from RefSeq and is a predicted model, not a curated record. The coding region runs from base 1 to 216 and encodes 71 amino acids. Gene Ontology annotation, cellular component: transcription factor TFIIH holo complex; transcription factor TFIIH core complex.
AUGGUGCGUGCUAUCCGCGGCGUUCUGGUCGAGUGCGACCCGGCAAUCAAGGCCAUUAUUGUCAACAUCGACAGCGAGCGUCACGACUUUAUCAUUGAGGACCUCGACGAGAACCGCCUUGUCAUCAACGAGAACAUGAUGGAGACUCUGAAGCGGAGGUUGGGAGAGCGCCUCAAAGAAACCCAGCAGGAGGAGGAGGCGUCCGACUCGAACUAG